Messenger RNA from Penicillium olsonii, 582 nucleotides. Lineage: Eukaryota; Fungi; Ascomycota; Eurotiomycetes; Eurotiales; Aspergillaceae. The record is from the annotation of a GenBank genome assembly.
AUGGCUUCUCGAUCCCCGACAGUGGGCACCCCGCUGUUCAAACCCUCAGUUGCGCCGGAGUCACCCUCGGAAGACGCGCCAGCAGCACCGCAAACAGUGCCAUUCCCUUCACCACAGACCUUCGAGAUUAUCCCACCAUUGCACGGAAUCCUGCUUCGACUGCUUUCCCCCAAAGAUCCCUCGGCCGGUGCAUCGGGCGCACCCGGAACCGCAACAGACGCGCCGACUGAGCCUGGCCAAGCCCAGAAUCAACAAUCAACUUCCAGCGUACACGAUGGCGUGGGCAAUGGAAAUGCCACAAUCUCACAAACAGCGCUAGAGAUGCCCCUCCUCGACCCGAGUGCACACCCGCCACUGGACGUCAAGAACCUGCCCACAGAAACCAGCUCCGUGAAGAUUCGGAUCCAAAAGGCUCGAACGGUCGUCGAAGGACUUCCAGACGUACACCGAUCCGUUGAAGACCAGCAAAAGGAAAUUGGAGAAUUGGAGAACCAUAUGCGCAGGCUACGCUCUGUCAUCUCCGACUUUGGAACCCGAGCAGGCAUGCCACAGGAGGGCCAACAGAGGACCGUGGGGGUUUAA